This is a messenger RNA of Drosophila subobscura, 1187 nucleotides long. Its product is annotated as trypsin-1. NCBI's taxonomy places the organism in Eukaryota, Metazoa, Arthropoda, Insecta, Diptera, Drosophilidae. Gene Ontology annotation, biological process: proteolysis. The transcript is spliced from 3 exons. The record is from RefSeq and is a predicted model, not a curated record. Gene Ontology annotation, molecular function: serine-type endopeptidase activity. The coding region runs from base 155 to 1144 and encodes 329 amino acids.
UGUACACACAUGUCCAUCUAGACAAAAAUAUAAUAACGUACACUUAUGUACAUAUAUAGUGGUCUGCAUAUGUAAAUAUUGAUUUAUUAUGUAUAAAUGUAGAUCACUAUAAAACCCUAAUAACCUCUGUAACAAUGAUAACUGAUUCGUGAAAAUGAAUUUAAAGCAUGUUUUAUUAUUUUGGAUGUUGACUAUGUUAAGUUAUGCCAACAUCAUUUGUUCGGAAAAGUUUAAUGCUUUCAAUGAAUCUGCAACUUCAAGCAUAAGUCAUAAAAGAACCAGUAAAUUUCUAUUUGAUACUAUUUUUCGAAUAAGUUCUGGUGUAUCAAACGCUUUUGGACUUGACACGGAAGAUGAUGUUGAGUAUACUGAAAAUUCAAGCCUUAAAAAUUGCGACUGUGAUUGUGGCUUUUCAAAUGAAGAAAUAAGAAUUGUUGGCGGAAAACCAACAGGUGUAAACCAAUAUCCAUGGAUGGCACGAAUUAUUUACGAUGGAAAAUUUCAUUGCGGUGGAUCGUUGUUGACUAAGGAUUACGUUUUAUCUGCAGCUCAUUGCGUUAAAAAAUUGAGAAGAUCAAAAAUAAGAAUAAUAUUUGGAGAUCACGAUCAGGAAAUUACGUCUGAGUCUCAGGCUAUUCAACGUGCCGUAACGGCGGUAAUAAAACAUAAGAGUUUUGAUCCUGAUACGUACAAUAAUGAUGUUGCACUCUUAAGAUUGAGGAAACCAAUUGCCUUUUCAAAAAUUAUUAAGCCAGUUUGUCUUCCUCGAUACAAUUACGAUCCUGCAGGUCGAAUUGGUACUGUUGUUGGUUGGGGACGAACUUCUGAAGGAGGAGCAUUGCCUUCCAUUGUUAAUCAAGUAAAAGUUCCGAUUAUGUCUGUUACAGAAUGCAGAAAUCAAAAAUAUAAAAGUACCCGAAUCACCUCAACAAUGUUGUGCGCCGGAAGACCAAGCAUGGACUCCUGUCAAGGGGAUAGUGGUGGACCACUUCUGUUGUCUAAUGGAGUUAAGUAUUUUAUUGUCGGAAUUGUUUCCUGGGGUGUCGGAUGUGGUCGCGAGGGAUAUCCAGGUGUUUAUACACGAGUCAGCAAAUUUAUUCCAUGGAUUAAAUCUAACUUAGAAAAUACGUGUUUGUGUUCAUAGUUGUGUAUAACAAUGUUGUAUAAAAAUAAAAAUAUUUUGAUAA